AUGGUUAUUUCACAACUGAAAUGUGAAACCAUAGUAGAGACAAAUCUGGUGGAGAAAGUAUGUCCGCAGUUUCUAAGAAGAGCAGCUACCACUGAUAACACAUGUGAUUCUUCGGAUCAUAACUCCUUCAAAUUCCAUUUUCUUCAUCUAAUUCGUGACACAAAUGCCGUUCAUCGUCCUAAACUUCUAUAUCUAUUGGGUGGAAGUGGAGGUUUUGUAUUCUUCAGUAUAGUUGAUAUAGAGAUGCCUGAAAGGACCAACAUUUCCAAAAUUGCUACAAGCAUAAAAGAAAUCAGUCCAAGUACUCUCCCUCACUAUUCGAAACUGUCUCUCAGUGUUCAAAGCACGGAUGUUACAAAUAGUAUUUAUGAUAAUGAAGCUCAGCUUUUAUAUUUGAUGACCAAAACAGGACCCCGUGGUACCCCAUCCUCCCACUGCUUCGUAUUCGGAGUGAGAGAUGUGUUCACUUCUGGACAAUCCACGAUACAACCAAUUUUCGAGUUUCCCCUCCAUAUCUCCAUGACAGGCAAGUAUUAUUGGUCGGCUGAUCCAUACUCUGACGAAAUAUAUUAUUCCACCUCUGUCACCGGAGAGCACACUUCAACACUUUUCAUGAUCAAAAGCAAGAAGUUGUUGUUUGCACUGAGAUAUGGAGAUGAUGGAAUCGUUGUAUCCCCGCCACACACGAAACGACUGCACUACAUUGUAUCAGGCAAUGUGAUGUUCAGUUAUGGUCUUGGGGACCAAUCUAUUGAAGGCCACGAUCUAGUUGGAUACAUGAAGUCUGCCAACAAUUCGAGUGAGUUCGGAAUCAGUUGCACAGCCAAAAUAAGUGAUUACCACGAACGUUUCCGUACCUUGCCGUCCUUCCAAGCCGUGAUAGUCAUUAGAGAUGUUGAUUACUGUUUGCUAAAUGGGCUCGAUGAUUAUUAUUGUAAAAAAGAAUACGAUGCCUUCAUGAUUGAUAAUGGAUAUGUUGUCGAGGAAGGAAUGAGUAGCGGAACAGUUUUCCUUCUGGUUCUUGUUGUGUUUCUUUCAAUUUUAGUGUUACUGCUUUUGUUAUGCGUGUGCUGUAUGAAAAGAAACUUGGAAAACUCUUAUUUUGAGGAGAAAGGACAGCCAACGGUCUACUAUCCGAAUUUACCCAGAAACCCAUCUUUUCUCGAUGAUUCUGUUGACACUUGGCGUCAUUAA
Messenger RNA from Auanema sp. JU1783, 1194 nucleotides. The record is from the annotation of a GenBank genome assembly. Lineage: Eukaryota; Metazoa; Nematoda; Chromadorea; Rhabditida; Rhabditidae.